AUGCCAAUGUCUGUGAUAAACAUUAACUUUUCUACGCCACGACAACGUUCAUCAACAUUACCACUGACUCCACCUUCCUCUACUUCUUCAUUGUCAACCAAGAAAUUUUUACCAUCAAUCAAGGGAUUAACUCCACCAUUUAAAUCGCGAACUCCUUCAUCGUUUCCAUUAUCAAAUUUAUACGUUUCACUGUCAUUAAGUACUGAUCGUUUAUUAAAUAAAACUGGAAAAAAAUUUUCAAUUAAAAAGGAUCAUACAUCACCAUUAGGAUCAAUAAACCGACUCACAACAACACCAACGCUCGUUCGUCGAUCACCAGCACGAAAUUUAUUUACUAACGCACAAGAUGUCCCCAUUUCAUCCACAAAAGGUUCACCUAUGCCAGCAAGAGUUACUUCUCCGUUACGUACGUUAUCGGACAUUGAAACGAUGCAUCAGUCGACGGAAAAAAGUCCAACACAAUGUUUAUUCUUUACAAUCUCCUCAGCAGCAACAACGGAGCCAUUAAUCUCAAAAUCGAAUAAUGCAGUAAUGACGAACCAAUCAUUUUCAUUAUCAAAAUUUAAAAAUGUUCUGUUAAAGCGAAAAAGUUCUUCAAUUAUUUUAUUUGACCAUUCAUUCAAAGUAGCGACAUCAUUAUCAACAAUGAAACAACGCUUAAAACAUCUGUUAGUCAAACGUCAAGAAUUAAAGCAUUCGAUUGAUAAUUUAUGUAGAUUAAAAACAAGGAAAAAACAUGUUUCACAUAACAGAGGAACGUUUGGUAUUGAAAUAAGACCAUCAUCGCCGCCACCACCACCAUCCCCAAGCCCAGUACUACAAACACCAAUUGCUUGUAAUAUUCUACGGCUUGCAUUUAAUUUGGAAUUUGAAAAAAUUGAUCUUUUACAUGACACAUAUAUUUAUUCUUCUUAUUCGAUCUACAAUUAUUUUUCUUAUAAUCAUUUACUAUCAUUCUCUGAUAUUCUUAUCUCCACCUCAUCAUCAAUGACAUUAAAUGCCAUCAUGUUUACUACAACGUCAGAUAUUUAUUUAUUUCAACCAAAGUUCUUUUAUAACAAUGGUGAUAGUGAGCAAGAGAGAAUAACACAAAAUUAUAAAUUUACAUAUUUAACUCUUGAUAAUGAACAAGUGAUUUUAACAGCAGAAAGUGAACGAAUAAAUUCAAAAAAUCAAUUUCAAAUUGGUUUUUGUUUUCAAGCGCAUACAACAGUACAAAUACAAACAACGUGGAUUCAUUAUUUAGUUUCGUAUAACAACGUAACGAAAAAUGUUAAAAAUUCUAAGUUUAUUCCCCGUGAUCACGAUCUAUUACCGACAAUUAUUCAACAAACAGGCAAAUCGUCCAUUGAAUCGUCAUUCGUAUUAGGAAAUGCUGCAUUGAUAUCAGAAGCUCUACGACAUUAUCAAAGGAUAGAAAAACGAAGUGAAAAUAAUAAAAAAACUCAUCCACAUCAUCUUAAAAAAGAAUAUGAAUUACGAUCAUCAACGAGAAAAUCACCAUUUAGAAAACUUAAACCGAUUCGUUUCGAUCCAGUUCAGUUACGUCGUAAAAAGUGUUCAUCAACAUUAAUUGAAGAAGAAAAUCGUGUGGGUUCAUCUUCUUCAUCCGGUUUUCGUAGUAUAUCGUAUUCAAAUAUUGAAACAUCAUCAUUAGUUGGAAAUGUUGAUUUACCUGUUUCAUCAUCAUUAAACAAAAACACUAAUAUUCAAAUAUUAGUUUCUAAUGAUGAAAAUUCAAAACCAAUAUAUGCUGAAGCAUUAUGGAAUCAUAUUACUUUAGAACCCAAUUAUUUACCAUUCAAUGUAGGUGAUUUAAUAUUAGUUUUAAAUAAAAAUGAUCAAAAAUUAUGGUAUGGUAGAGUGGGAACAAAUGAAGGAUGGUUUCCAGCAUCAUUUGUCAGAAUAAAAGUUUGUCAAGAUUUAACUAUUGUUGAUCGUCCACUACAAGACGAAAUGAAACAUGGUAGACAUCGUCCAACAGUAGUAAAUAAAUUGAAUUUUAUGCGUUCAAAUGUUAUACAAGAAAUUGUUAAAACAGAAAGUGAUUAUUUAAAUCAUUUAAAAAAUAUAUGUGAUGGUUAUAUUGUAAAAAUGCGUCAACGUACUGAUUUGUUUUCUACGAAUCAAAUCAAAGUACUAAUGGGUAAUAUUGAACAAAUUUAUUCAUUUCAACAACAUUUUUUUCGAUUAUUAAAAGUAUCGAUUGAUGAAUAUUGUAUACACGAUAGUCUAAUAGGAAAAUGUUUUCUUUUAUACAAAGAAGAAUUUAAACAAUAUUCUGAUUAUUGUAUUAAUCAUCCGUUGUCUUGUAUUGAAUUAAACAAAUUAGAAACAAUACCAAAUUAUAAACAGUUUUUUGAAGUAAGUAAGCAAGAUUUGUAA
Messenger RNA from Didymodactylos carnosus, 2385 nucleotides. The record is from the annotation of a GenBank genome assembly. Lineage: Eukaryota; Metazoa; Rotifera; Eurotatoria; Philodinida; Philodinidae.